AUGAAGAGCUUUAAAGUCAACUACAACCACUGUUCUUCACAUUUUGGCAUUGAAAAUGGUGUACGACAAGGGAGCGUUUUGUCUCCAUCUCUGUUCAAUCUCUAUAUAGAUGAUCUUUUGAUACAGCUUAGCUUUUCUGGUCUUGGAGCUAGAAUAGCAGAUCUAUACCUCGGGUGCUUGACUUACGCAGACGACAUAACACUAGUGUCCCCAAAUGUUGCUGGAUUACAACAAAUGUUAGAUAUAUGUACUACGUAUGGAAAUGAGCAUCAUCUGAUAUACAGCACCAAGAAGAGUGUCGUGAUUACAUUCAAACAGAGACGAUGGAAACACUCUAGUGAAUUAGAUGUCUUUCCCUAUGGCAAUAGAUUACCAAACAAGGAGUUGAUAACACAUUUGGGCGUUGUCAUGAAUGGUUGCUGUGUGGUACAGACCACAUUGGAGGCUAGAAAAAGAAACUUUUAUGCUGCUGUGAAUGGUGUCAUUAGCCGACUUGGUGGAAGUUGUCCAAAAGAUAGUGUAUGGAUGACAAUCAUGGAAAGUCAACUAUUUCCAGUUCUUGCAUAUGGAAGUCAUUUGUGGAAUUUUGAACGAAGUAUAGUAGAGACGUCUGUUAACAAAGCGUAUCGAAAAGGUAUUCGUCGUGGGCUUUGUAUAAGACAGAGACUCUAUAGUGGAAAGAAGUCCACAAUUUGUUGA
Corticium candelabrum is the source of this 699-nucleotide messenger RNA. RefSeq lists its product as uncharacterized. The record is from RefSeq and is a predicted model, not a curated record. The coding region runs from base 1 to 699 and encodes 232 amino acids. The transcript has a single exon. NCBI's taxonomy places the organism in Eukaryota, Metazoa, Porifera, Homoscleromorpha, Homosclerophorida, Plakinidae.